UCCCACCGAUCCCAACCUUCCCCCCUUGCAGUGAACGUGAACAAGAUCAAGGACUUUGGCGAGGCGGCCAAGCGGGAGAUGCUGAAGGACCGGCACGCCUUCGAGACGGCGCGGCGCCUCAGCCACGACUCCAUGGAGGAGAAGGUGCCCUGGGCCUACCCCAAGGCCCUGGAGCUGCCGGCGCCGCUCGUCAUCCCCGGCAGCGGCAGCCGCGAGCGCUUCACGCAGGCCGAGCGCGUCAAGGGCAUCCUGCAGGAGAUCUUCCUCUCCAAGGAGAGCAUUCCCGACAGCCCCCACGAGCCCGACCCGGAAUCCUACGAGCCACUCCCACCCAAACUCAUCCCCUUGGACGAGGACUGCUCGGGCGAGGAUGGGGCCUAUCCCGAGGGGCUGGAUCCCGGGAACGCCGCGGCCUCCCCGGAGCCGGGGGCGGGGGCCAAGCUGCCCCCCGUCCUUGCCAACCUCAUGGGCAGCGUCGGGGCCGGCAAGGGACCCCCAGGACCCCCCCAAAACGCCCCCAUCAACAUGCAGGAGAUCCGGGGGGGGGUCACCUCCAUUGGCGGCCCCAGCAGCCACAAGGCCGAGGAGCUGCUCAAGCAGCCGGACUACUCGGACAAGAUCAAACACCUGCUGGGCAACCUGGGCAGCCAGCCGCCGGGGGGGCCCGGGGCAG
This is a messenger RNA of Pyrgilauda ruficollis (rufous-necked snowfinch), 673 nucleotides long. Its product is annotated as serine/threonine-protein phosphatase 1 regulatory subunit 10-like. The record is from RefSeq and is a predicted model, not a curated record. The transcript has 4 exons. NCBI's taxonomy places the organism in Eukaryota, Metazoa, Chordata, Aves, Passeriformes, Passeridae. The annotation marks the transcript as partial.